GAAAAUGGCUGUGCAGGGGAGCAGGGAGUUCUGAACGGGGGGGAAAAAAGAAGGCGAAGUGAAAAAAGAAGAGCUUUCCACAAGUUCCGCGCACCACUGGAAGCCACUGAGUACUUUUUCAACACUGGACCGACUCCUGACAUUUUGCAGUGUUUCGAGCGUCGCGACUAAAAUAAAGUAAGAAGAGUCAAGAAAUAUCAACGGGUUUGUCAUAGUCCCUGUCCAGAAUAUGUGGGAGCUUUACAGAACCGAAGAGGAUUAAAGGCUGUCCCACUCCACCAAGGGUACUCCAAUUUACACCACUUCAUUCGACUGUGGGGAGCCUGGCGACACACGUCCCUCUACUGAUAUAUUUUGAACUCGGCUGCUCCCGUAGCAUCCAGCUGCCAACAGGUGUUCGCCGCUUGAAGGAGCAUGUUGCCGACGCUCUCCCUCUGCUCCAUCAUUUGGCUGAACCGGGGUAUCAAGCUGAGGAAAGUGCACCACUUCACUAACACCGGUCAGGUCUGAAAUAAACGUUCGAAGGUCAAGCGCUGCCUUACAGACUUGUGAAAAUGCUUCUAAGCUUCGGGUGACUCCGUGGGCCCCCUCCCUCCACCCACACCAAAGCCACCCCGCAACAUCCAACAUCCAACUUUUCAUUUGCUGUUUUCUCGGGGGAUUUUUGUUUAGCUGGACCCAUUUAUUGCAGGGGGGCUUGGCCUGCAACAUAUAAUCCUCCACUGGGCCAUUUUGAAUCGUGCUUCCCUCACAAGAUGGCAACGGAAGGUUUCCAGUACCGUGUGCUCUACGAGUUCACCAAGGACCAGGAAGAAGAUUUGGAUCUGCAGCCAGGAGACCUCCUGAUUGUUAGCAAGGCCUCACUACUGUCUGUAGAAAACUACCACGAGGGCUGCGCAGAGAAGCCCGAGUGCCUCGGCUGGCUUCUCGGUUACAACGAGCGCUCCAAGCAGAGAGGCGACUUCCCUGGAACGUAUGUCGAAUAUGUGGGCCCAGUCAAGAUGGCACUCCCGUCCAGUCAACCCAGGUCUCAGCGACCCCUACCGGCUGCUCCCACUCCAGAGUCAUGUCAAGCUGCUUCAGUGCCCGACCUGAGUGAGCAGUUCACACCACCAGAGACGGCUCCCGCCGCCCUCGUCAGCCUGAUCCAAGCCAUAGAGCAGAGAGGUCUGGACUCCCAAAGUCUGUACAGGAUGACUACUAGUUCUUCUGUUUCAGACAGCCCAAUCUACAGCCUGAGUCCUGAGAGUGAUAUCAAUCAGACAGAUGUGAGCAUCUUGUCAGAGUGUGUCUUGCACUACCUGAGGGACCUCCCCUCAGCUGUCAUCCCUGCGUGUACCUAUGCUCAUCUACAAACUGCGAUUAUGCAGCAGCAGCAGGUCCUACAGCAGUCAGCAGAUGGUGCAGUAGCUGGCAGCCAUGACAGAGAGGUAAGCCGGGUCCUCGAGAGCUCCACCACCAUCCCUCUUCAUCAUCGCCUCACCCUUCAGUACCUCCUCACGCACCUGGCCAAGGUGACUCAGGCUCAGGCCAGCAACGCCUUGGACACACACACAUUGGGCAAGAUCUUUGGACCGUUGCUGAUAAGGACAGGUUCUUCCACUCCAUCGUUGUCAUUGGAUGAGGAGUUGCCUGCUCUUGUAGUGGAAAGGCUUCUGAUUGAGAGAACUGCCGAACAAGACCUCACACCACCAGUGUGUUUAUGUAUGAUUCGAGUUCUUCCAGCAAAGCCAACAAAGGCAAAAGGGGCACCAUCAACUGUGAUGGACACAAGCACCCUUCUCAGUGAUGCUGAAUGGUACUGGGGAGACAUAUCCAGGGAGGAGGUAAAUGAGAAAUUGCGAGACACUCCGGAUGGCACCUUCCUUGUCCGAGAUGCCUCAAGCAAACUCGAGGGCGAAUACACGCUCACCCUCAGGAGAGGAGGGAACAACAAACUUAUAAAGAUCUACCACAGGGAUGGGCGGUAUGGCUUCUCAGAGCCUCUCACCUUUCUGUCCGUGGUUGAGCUGAUCAACCACUACCGACACGAGUCCUUGGCCCAGUACAACGCCAAGCUGGACACCAAACUUCUUUUCCCUGUUUCAAAAUACCAGCAGAUGGUGAAGGAGAACAGCAUAGAGGAGGUCGGUGAGCAGCUGAAGGUCUAUCACGAGCAGUACCAGGAGAAGAGUCGCGAGUAUGACACCCUGUACGACGAGUACACGCGCACCUUACAGGAGCUGCAGAUGAAGCGCACAGCCAUUGAGGCCUUCAACGAGACUAUCAAAAUAUUUGAGGAGCAAUGUGAGACUCAGGAGCGCUACAGCAAAGAGUCUCUGGAGCGGUUCCAGCGGGAGGGAAAUGAAAAGGAGAUUCAGAAGAUCCAGAGCAACUCGGAGCGUUUAAAGUCUCGCGUGAAAGAGAUCCACGACAGCAAGCGGAAGCUGGAGCAGGACUUGAAAGAGCAGGUCUCUGAUAACAGAGAAAUCGAUAAGAAGAUGAACAGCCUCAAGCCAGAUCUCAUGCAGCUCCGCAAGAUUCGAGACCAAUACUUGAUAUGGUUGACACAGAAGGGUACAAGGCAAAAAAAGAUUAAUGACUGGCUCGGCAUAAAGAAUGAUGCUGAUGACUCGUACUCGCUGGAGGAUGACGAGGGCUCACCCCAUCAUGACGAGUGCACCUGGUACGUGGGUGACAUCAAGCGUGCCCAGGCCGAGGAAUUGCUGAGAGGCAAAUGUGAUGGAACCUUCCUCAUCCGUGAGAGCCAAUCGCAGAAGGGCUCAUAUGCAUGCUCUGUUGUCGUGGAUGGUGACACGAAACACUGCGUCAUCAACAAGACGGCCACAGGUUACGGAUUCGCCGAGCCAUACAAUCUCUACUCGUCCCUCAAAGAUCUGGUGCUUCACUACAAAAAUGUCUCCUUGAUCCAACACAAUGACCAUCUGAAUGUAAAUCUAGCAUACCCAGUCCUGGCCCGCUCUCAGAAUCAGAACCAGCACCCCAGAUGAAUUCACCAUCAGCAGACAAGGGACACAACAAGGGUGGGAGAAUUUUUACUCUCAUGCAUUGGGGGGGAAAGACUCUGAAGAAGGGGUCGUUCAUGUGUUUAGUAGCGAGUAAAAUCAGCUUAACAAGCAUGACUCUCUGGUGAGAGGAUGGGGUGGGUUUUCCAUCUGAUCCCAGUGCGGCUAAGAGCACUUCUUGCUAGCAGCAUGGCUUCACAAUAAGCAUACCGACUUGUAACUUCGGCACUGUACAGUUAGCCCGACACAGCGAGCCGCUUUAGCCAGCCCUGACUGUACAGUGUAAGUUACACAAACUCAGUGUUAAAAUGUACAAUAACACAUCUGGAUACAGAAGAAGAACGUGUUCAAGGAUAAGCACACGCAAAAUAACUUCAUUUUUAGAUGCGGAGAAAUUCUGAAGAGGAGGGAGAGAUGGUGGGAUGAUGGGAAUUUUUACAGGAGGCACCUUUUUUUGUUUUCUUUUGCUUUUUUGCCUUAAACACAUGAUAGCUGUUUAUAGACAAAGGCCCAAACUGUAAUCCCCAGACCGCCUGCAAACUCUACGUAGACAAAAGCCUGAGCUGUCAUUCUGUGAAAAGGACUGGCUUGGCUAAACCAGGCGGCUUGCGUCACACCUUAAGGCGGCUGAGAAAGCGUUGGACCAGGGUGGUAUAGUCACUGGAGCCUGGGGUAAGGGAAAGGGAGCGGAGGGGGUAUUCAUUUUGUGGAGUGGAUAUUUUUAGGCGGUUGUAGAAAAGACUAAUUUAAUUUGACGCUUGUGUAAGUACCAUAGUAAUAGCUUUGAAUGACCAUAAGCCUGUGUCACUUGUAGAGAGAGGCAGGAGAGAAAGGCUGUCAAAGUCGACAAAGCUGCAGCUUUAAAAUAUACCUUUUUUUUUCUCAGUCAAAUCUUGUCUAUUUCCAACAGCUUUGGCUUGUUGCUCUAUCUCAGCAGGCCUCUCUCUGUUCAAAUCGACGAGGUACAACACGAUAAAAAAAAAUUUUUUUUUAAAUGCACGGUACAUCUCGUGAAAGACGUUUCGGUCACAGUACAAUAGAUGGACAGCUACAUUGAAGAAUGCUGUUCCUCAGGAUUCAGGUUUCCCCCUGACUGAAAUAGUGGACAUCCUGCAUUCAACUUGUUUUUCUUUCUUUUUUGGGUCCUCUUCAAGACUGUAGCACCUGUAGCCAUUGACUUAACUGUUAGUGCUUAUUGUAUGUGUCUGCUUCCUAUAUGCUAAAGAAGGCACUUGCAGAGCAGCAAUCUAUGUGAUUAUUAUAUCUUCGGUACUGUAUUUUGCUUUGUUUCUACUUAGACUGUUUCCAAGGUCCUUGCAGAAGUUAAUUGUUUUUUGUUUUAAAAACUAUUUACUCACGGUACUUCCCCCUUCUUGCGCUUGACUGUUGGUUUUAAUCACAAGCUUGACUCACAGAGCUGCAAAACAUUUAUUGUACAGAGAAAAGAAAAAAGUAAUAUAACAGUAUAUUUCAGCCAUUCAUGCAGUCAGUGUAUGUGAGCUUGUGUAUUCUUGUUUUUUUCCAGUUGCGCUUAGAUUUUGUUUCCUUCAUCCAGCUAAUUUGAGCCAAAUGAAGCAUGUUUUUUUUUCAUGUAGCAAGAAUAAGAAACUUAAAGGAUCUUUUUUUUUUAAAUUUGUUUAAUUUUAUUUAUUUUCAUUUUGUUUUAGGUCAAAGAGAUUACCAAGUCCUUCAUGUUUGCUUGUCGUGCAUAAACAGCGCUCAACAAAUUUAUUAGACCAGUGGUUCUCAAAAUCUUUACACCAAGGACCACCUAUAAAAAACCCAUAACUUAGCUCUCUACGUAUUACCACGAUGACAUCAAAAUUCAGUAGUAAUUGAUAAAAAAAUAUUCCUCAAAUUAUAUUUAAUAUUAUUGUAUGCCAGUUUAACAUUGUACAGUUUGAACAGUAACCCUGUGCUUAAAUAUAAAAAAAUAAAUCUACCUAAAUAAUGAUUACAUUAAAAUUUACUGCACAUAAAAGUUUAAUAAAAAAUUAACUUCAAUGUUUUUUUAAAAAAACGUUCUUGAAGAUUAAAUGCAAAUGUAUUGAACUUAAAAGUUAAAUACAACUGAACUGGAAUAAUGCAGUGAUUCUUUCAUGCACCGCAGCCUGCAUUGCAAAGAAUAAAAAUGAUUUUGGUAAUUACUAAUGCUGUUAAUUUAGGACAGUUGAGGUGUGAACAUAACAUUGGGUGCUGCCUCACGGUUCUGAGGACCGGGAUUAAAAUCCUGGCCCCGCCUGUGUGGAGUUUGCAUGUUCUCCCCGUGCCUGCGUGGGUUGUCUCCGGGAACUCCGGUUUCCUCCCACAUCCCAAAAACAUCCAUGGUAGGUUAAUUGAAGACUCUAAAUUGCCCGUAGGUGUGAAUGUGAGUGCAAAUGGUUGUUUGUUUAUCUGUGCCCUGCGAUUGGCUGGCAACCAGUUCAGGGUGUACCCGCCUCUCGCCCGAAGAUUGCUGGGAUAGGCUCCAGCUCGCCCGCGACCCUAGUGAGGAGAAGAGGUAUGGCACAUGGAUGGAUGAACAUAAAAGUUAAAUAAUCACUCCAAAAUAAAUGUUUAACAUUUAACAGUUCUUAAAGAUUAAAUGUGAAUGUACAGAAGUUAAAAAGUUAAAUACAACUGAACUGUACUCACACUUGAGAAUCACAGGCCUAAUAAAUUUGCUAGGCACUGUACAUUGAUGCAUGUUGUGUGGUUGUACUAUGCACAACACACUAGUAUGCGGAGAAGAAUUGGCUUUCUAUUUACAUGUGAUUUCACAUCUUCCAUAUUCGUUUGAAUUCAGGUCUCACUUUCAAAGCACAAUACUCGCUUACAUAAUGUCCAUUAUGACGCUCACCUACCGUACUCUUGCCAAAAAAAAGGAAUAGUAUUUUUGUAAAAGGGUUGUGUAGAGGAGACAAAAUUAAAAAGUAUUUUUGGAUUUAAAAAAGUGGCCAAACUCAGCCGUAUAAUAUAAGAAGUGUGAUGAAGGGCUACAAAACAUUUUUGUUUUUUAAUCAUGAAGGUGUUGAUUUCCCUGGUACAAUUAAGAAAGUCCACUUUCAGCCAAGUAAAGUGAAUUGAUCAUGUUUACUGAUAAACUUUCAACAAUGCGUCAACGCGGAUAUGACUUUUGAACGUGAUCUGGUUUGUGCUCUACCCUAUGUUUACUGUUCUUUUUUUAUUUUUUAUUUUUUAUUUUUUUACUUGGACUGGCCCAAUUUUGUGGAAAUGAAAGCAACUCCCCAAAUGUUCAUUUCCGCCAUCUUAGCCAGAUUUAUUCAGUUGUACUGUACUUUGCACAAACUUCUUUGGCAGAGUGGAACAUAGAGGUGAGGUUAGUGCUUCUGCUCAGAGGGCUUAAAUGAAAAAUGAAAAAAAAGCAGGUGAAAGAUUAGAAGUGCCUUUCGUCAAUAGUGAUGAGCGCAUCCUCUCCUCUCUGUUGCUGUUGGAGCCACAUGCUGCGCCAGCCAUGCUUUCACUUUUCUCAGCAAAAUGUGUGUGUGUGUGUGUGUGUGUGUGUGUGUAUAUGUGUGUUAGAUGUCUGCUUGAUUUUUAGUUGUGCCUCUUUGUUGUUUAGAUGUAUUGUUGAAUUGUUACAAGCGCUUUCUCUAAUGUGGUGCACUCUCACUUUGCACACAAGCUCUCCUUUUUUUUUGGUUAAGAUUUGUCACGUGUAUGUUUAAAUAAGACUGAGUCAACAAUGUGAACAUCCGUGGCCAACUGUAGUCACGUGAAGAGUUAAUGCAUGCAGAAUUUAUGAAAUACUAGUUCUGUGCGAACUACUUGGUCAAGUUAUCUGCCGUUCUUGGACCAACACUUUUUUAACAGCACUUUUUGUCUGUUCCACACAAAUUCUGCUUCUAGGGAAAGUUGCUGAUAUUAUGCUUUCCGGUAAAAUUUCAGAAUAAACCUAAAAUGCUCUAGAACCUUGACAGGUGAACUGAAAAUUGAGCUUCACUGAAUUUGUGAAUGCACGUCCAACUGUUCAAUACUGUUCCCAAACCAGGAGCUAAAGGGCGAAAUUUACAUUUCCAAGGACAUCAACUUCUGAACCUAUCUGUGACUUUUCCAGUUUGUCUCUGUUGUAACUAGCCAAUGACACUAUAAGCUCAGUGGCCACUUCCCGGUGAGAACAUCCUGUCUGAAGCCCGCAAAACUUCAGGCGGGAUGUCCUCAAAGAGAAGUGGCAAUUCAAGAGUAUCACAUUGUCGUCAAGAGGGAGACUGGAAGAGUCACAGAAAGGCAUAGAAGUGGAAAUCCAAGGAAAUUUUCUCAGAUCAAAAAUUUUGCCCUUCAGCACCCUGUUGUCGAACAUCAAUUUGUGCAAAAAGUAAUGAAACAUUGAGCAAUUUGACACUUAAAUUGUAAGAGGUUGAAUUAAGUUAACAUGUAAAGGGUCUUGUGGACUUUCGGUUCAUCCUGGAAAUUGCCCCUGAAAGCCAAAAAUCCAUAAGUUUUUGAGAGUAAAGUAGUUUACGCAACUCACCGAAACCCACAGUGUGGUGAAGCUCAGUUUUCUACUGGUUUGAAGCUCUUUCUCCACAGUAUUCAGUGUACAGUUUAUAUAGACACUAUAGUCAAAAUUCUAUGAACAUUAAUAAUACUUUACAGCUGUCUUCUUAUGCACUUUGGUCCGCACUGCUAAAUUGUAUCAAGACUAAUCGACCACAGUUUCUUUCAAAGGCCAGUUUUGCAUAAUAAUAGAAUCCUUAUUGUCGUUGUCAUCAGUCUGUGUAGAGAGAUUCAAAUUGGAUUUGAUUGCUUUGAGCUGGAAAUUAAUCUCAGCCUGUUUUUAAUUGGAAUUUGUUCAGAUUGCGCAACUUGUUUCAGGGAUGUUCAGGUGACUUUGGAGGAGGUGAACGCUUUCAGCUGCCAUAUUUUGUGAGAGAUAUUUAAAAGCCUGAGGCAAUGCAACUUUAGUAGCAGACAGGCACGACGUGGGCAUACGUUCAAGACUCGGCACGCUUCGCUUUUCUUCCCGCUCGUGUAUUAGAUAUGCAUUUUGUGUCCGUGUAUCUUGAAACACGUUUUUCUAUAUGGCAAAUGAUCAUUUAAAUAAUGAAAUAUUUUUUCAUCAGCUUUGGUACACUGUAUAUGAUGUUUCUUGAAAAAGGCCUCACGCCCCAAGCACAUUUUUCACUGACGACGAGGAACAUUGCAAUUUGGUGUUUGUAAAAGUUUGAAACGUGAGAGAUGUAACACAGAAUAACUAUUUUGAAGUAUAUACUUAAGAUAUCUAUAUUUUUGAAUGAUCUUAUUAUCAUUUGGAUUGUGCUUGAAAACAAAUUGGAACAAGGCGUUGGGGUUAUCGUCGGGCUCUGUGUCGGCUUGGAAAUCAGGGCAAGCAGCUCAUAAAAUGCAAGCAAUCUUACUAAUCAGCUUCAGUAAACUUCCGUGUACUUUGUUGGUUAUCGUCAUUAGAAUUACAUUACAUAACUACAGUAUAUUAAACUUGAUAAUCCGGUGCAUUCAGAUGAUGAAGCAAGCUCAUGUAUAUGUGUUGAUAUUUACAGAGCCAAGGCUAUAUGUUCAAUGCAAUCUUGGCUGCUUUGCAUUUUUGAAAUCUCAGAGAGAUGUUUUUUGUUUGUUUGUUUUUCUUGAACUGAGAAUCUGUCGUUGUUAUUUCGAAGAUUUGUGAGUAGACACAGCGUUAACAGUGCACCACAAAAUAAACGACUAACGUGGGUGAGUGAGUAUUGUCGAAGCCUGGAAACAAACACAUUUGCAGCAAAAAUGCAGAAUGCAGAAGAAAAACCUGACAAAAAUGUACUCUAUGAUUGAAAAAAGGUACACCAGGCCAAAAUCACUUCUUUCUGCAAAUCUUCACAAAAUGAAACAAUGAUGGCAUUAGAAAGUGUUAUUUUAUGGUGCCUGAGUAUAUUUUUUUAUUUAGCUUUUUGAAAAAAAAAUUGAUAGAAUUGUUUGUCCAAGUUCUGUUUUUUUGUUUGUUUGUUUGUUUAAAGAUAACAUUACAGAGCCUAUACAGAAAAAGAUAAGCUAGCUUGAAUUUUUUUUUGCUCAAUACAGAAAGAAAUGCAAAUGUUUACAAUAUGUAAUUAACCAAAUAGUAAAUACCCAUUUGAGAAUCAAUCUAUCCCUCAAAGUGGCCAUGAUUGAUUUGCAUUUCUUUAUUUCAUGUCAUUAUAAACUUGAAAAUAUUCCUUGUUCUUUUUUUCCCUGAUAUUGUUCCUUGUUUUUGUUUGACUUGUUGAAACAGUGCUCCCUCUAUUGCCGCAUUUGUUUUGAACCUAACCUGCUUAAAAAAACAAAAACAAAAAACACUGAGCCUUGUACAUUGCAUCUUUUCUUGUUUAUAUGUGAUGUAUGUUUCAUCAUGAUUCUCAGAUAUCUCACGGGGUAAUAAUUUUAUUCUUUAUUCUUAAUUGUUUUUAUUUUAUCGACUUUGAAACAUAUCAGUAAUGUCAAAUAUUAGAUUAAACCAACGGCAUAAAUGAUGAAUCAAGAAAUCCUGGAGACAUUGCGUUCUUUUUGCACUAUUUGAAGAAAGGGCAUGGUGAAUCAAUUUCUUCAUUUGUCUAAAAGCUUGUUUAUGGUUGCUUUUUCAUUUCGUCUGUGGAGGUUACAUACAGUGGACAUCAAAAGUCUGAACACCCCUGUUCAAAUCCCAGGUUUUUGUGAUAUAGUAAAAAUUAGACCAACAUAAAUCGCUUCAAUAUUUUAGCCACCAUUUUUGUGACCUAUAACCUGUAUGACUCAGUCGAAAAAUAAAUCUUUUCAAGAGGGGAAGUAAACAAACUGAGAUAAUGUGGUUGCACAAAUGUGCACACACUCUUAAGUGGGCAUUUGGCUGUGUUCAUUCAUUCCAUAAUUGGCCAUAAUGCCGAAUUGAAACCUUGGUUUCAUCCAUCCAUGACCCCAUUUCCCCACAUGAAUUUGGGAGAUUUAAAGUGUGUUUUUGCAAAACAAAUCUUAAAACAAGGUUGAACAUGCUUUGGGGCUGUUUUUUUGUCAGCUAGAACUGCGGCCUUAGUUAAGUUGGAGGGAAUUAUGAACAGUUCCAAAUAGCAGGCAGUCUGAAACAAAACCUUGAGGCUUCUACUAGAAAGUAAAACAAUGUCAGGAAAAGUGUACUAGAAGAGCUGAAAUUUCCAUCCAUCCAUUUUCUGAGCCGCUUAUCCUCACAAGGGUCGCGGGAGUGCUAGAGCCUAUCCCAGCUAUCAUCGGGCAGGAGGCGGGGUACACCCAGAACUGGUCGCCAGCCAAUCGCAGGGCACAUUCACACCUACGGGCAAUUUAGAGUCUUCAAUUAACCUAGCAUGCAUGUUUUUGGGAUGUGGGAGGAAACCGGAUUGCCCAGAGAAAACCCACGCAGGCACGGGGGAGAACAUGUAAACUCCACACAGGCGGGGCUGGGGAUUGAACCCUGGUCCUCAGAACGGCGAGGCAGACGUUCUAACCAGUCGGUCACCGUGCCACCCAGCUAAAAUUUAUUUGGGUUUAAUCAGUGGCACUUUACAUGAUUGCAGGUGAGAACUGAUGUCUAUUUAACACGAGUUUGAAUGUGAUUAGCUAAUCCUAAACACAGCCAUGUCCCAGUUAUAGGAGGAUGUGCACACUUGUGUAACCACAUUAUUUCAGUUUGUUUUAUUUCCCUCAAAAAGAUUCAAACAUUUCUUCAAUUGAGUUGCACAGGUUAUGGGUCACAUUAAUAGUAGAAAAUGUGAAAUAAUUUAUUUUGGUGUGUGUGGACUUUGUAUUCACUAUAUAGCCAGUUGCUUUACACCAUUGAAUAAUUGUAAAUGGUGACCACUCUUGCUGAAAUCCCAACGUUCAAGUCUUUAUAUAGGAGAAAUUAUUUGAUGGCUGUCACGCUACAAUUGUGUCAGAAGGCUCAACUAAACAAAAAAGGACUAAAUGAUAAUAAUCUGGCCGUCUUUGCUGUCCAUGGUGGAAAUGAACAAAGCAAUCACACAAAGCUACUCCACACCAAAGUACAAGUGAACUUUUGAGGGAGCACUGUUGUUUCAGCCUCUUGGUUGUUUUGUGUCUAACCCCUAUGUACAAAAAAAUUUAUAAAUCCUCUCGUGUUCUCCCUCAGUCUGUUGGUCUUUCAUAUCUCACAUCUGACUAAUUUCCAUUGUCAUGUAUAGCCUGCAGAAUUGUCUUCAUUCAUAGGUACUCUUUCAUCUGUAUGGUUCUUCUGUCUAGCCUGAUACAAUGAUUUUAAAAGACAAUAAAAUAUACAGUAUAUAAAAUGUGA
Messenger RNA from Phycodurus eques (leafy seadragon), 11211 nucleotides. It is a transcript of the gene pik3r2, whose product is annotated as phosphoinositide-3-kinase, regulatory subunit 2 (beta). Gene Ontology annotation, cellular component: phosphatidylinositol 3-kinase complex. Gene Ontology annotation, biological process: phosphatidylinositol phosphate biosynthetic process; insulin receptor signaling pathway. The coding region runs from base 756 to 2990 and encodes 744 amino acids. Gene Ontology annotation, molecular function: 1-phosphatidylinositol-3-kinase regulator activity; protein binding. The record is from RefSeq and is a predicted model, not a curated record. The transcript has 16 exons. Lineage: Eukaryota; Metazoa; Chordata; Actinopteri; Syngnathiformes; Syngnathidae.